GUAUCCUCAGUUCCGGGCCGAGCCCAAUAAUGGAGAGACGUGUGUCCCUGUGGCUCGCUCCCCUGCCUAGCUAUCUUACAAUAUCAACACAUCAUUUAACACACCACCGCCAACACACGUGCAGCAAACACUGCCACCAAUCUAGCAAUCAGUACCACCACACACGACCCGUGACACCACCGCUCCGCCAGUCCACAUAAACGCAGGGACAGCCACCGCUAUCUCACUCUAGAAAUCGGACAGUAUGAAGACGAAGUGCACUUUUUUUGCGGAAUCUGCACGCAUCCUUAAUGAGGAGACUGUUAUGGAUGUCAUCAGGGAGAAGACCGAAGAACUGGAACAGGAAGAUCCUUUUUACAUAUUGGAUGUUGGAGAUAUUGUUGAGAAGGUCAAGUUGUGGAAAAUGAAGCUGCCUCGAGUGAAGCCUUUCUAUGCUGUCAAGUGCAAUAACCAUCCAACUGUUCUCAAAAUACUUGCUGCUUUAGGAACUGGUUUCGAUUGUGCAUCAAAGGCUGAAAUUCAAAAUGUUCUUCAGCUGGGAGUCGAUCAGACUCGCAUCAUCUUUGCCAACCCGUGCAAGCCACUCUCUCAUCUGCGUUCUGCCAGUAAAUUGCAGAUCCCUCUUAUGACCUUUGACAGUGAGUCUGAACUUCAGAAGAUCAGCGUUUACUAUCCUGAAGCAAAGCUUGUUAUUCGGAUUCGUGUUGACGCAACAGAUGCACUGGUCUCCUUGGGCAAGAAGUUUGGUGUGCUUCCUGGUGAUGCAGAAACACUUCUGGUUGCUGCUCACACUCUUGGAUUGAAUGUAGUUGGAGUAGCUUUCCAUGUUGGCUCUGGCUGUCGUGACCCUUCAGCCUUCCACCAAGCAAUUAUUUCUGCUAAAAUGGUCGUUGAGAAAGCUGUGGCUAUUGGUUUCCAGCCCUACUUACUGGAUAUUGGUGGGGGGUUUCCUGGCACACACAAUCCUCCCAUCGAUGAUUUUGCUGAACACAUCAACAUAGCAUUGGAUGAAUUUUUCCCGGAAGGAUGUGGUUUUGAGAUCAUUGCAGAACCAGGUCGUUACAUGGUAGCUUCAGCCUUUACCCUGGCAACUAAUAUUUUUGGCAAGAGGGAAAUUACUGAUACCGACGGCGCGCUGGAGUCAAUCAUGUACUUCAUCAAUGAUGGGAUCUAUGGAUCUUUCGUCAACGUGGUCAAUCACCACCAAAAGUUCCAUUUUCUUUUGAUCAAGAAACAAGAUGAUGAUGAGACUGUCUUGCCAUGCUCCAUUUGGGGACCAACCUGUGACAGUGCGGAUCAGGUAGUGCCAGAAACAAGUCUUCCCAAUAUGCCAUGUGGACAGUGGCUGAUGUGGCCUGAGAUGGGCGCUUACACUCUCGCUAAAGCUGGAACUUUCAAUGGCUUUCCUAUCCCUGAAGUCAUUGUUGUUGUUCCUUACACUAUAUGGUUGUGGUUCGAAGAACAUCCUCACCACAGAGUCUCCAUGAUAUCGGUUGAGACUCAGACAGACUAAAGGAAAAGAUGGGAAGAAAAAGAAAUAGAACAACUAAGAUGUUGUCUGCAAGAGAUGUCGCGACUAAACUUCACCAACGAGUAGAGCCUCAACGGAGCAAUACCAUUCCUGGAUAUCUUGAUAAGACAAGACCAAGAAACCUUUGGCAGCGACGUUUAUGUGCAACCCACAAACUCUGGCCACUGCCUGAACGUAACAGCGAGUACUCCCAACAAUACAAAGAUCCUACCAUCGCAUUAUAUAUAAGAAGGGUACUCAUUUAUUGUGGCACGUAGAAGCAAGUCCAAGAAAAAGAAAUCUCUACAUAAGUGCUAACAAACAACGCCUUCAACAAAAGACAUUGACAACCAAAGAAAAUCAUAGACCAUUGACACCAGGGAGAAAAAGUAGCUACCAGGAAGACAGCAGCCAUCGACAUACUCUACAAAGCACAGUACACCAGCGACUACAAACAAGAAGAAAGAGUUAUGAAGCUAAUAUUGAAGGAUAUCACACCAAUUGACCCUGGAAAUCGCCUGAACUUAGUCAUCUACUAUAAAAACAGAAAAACAAGCCAUCUGCUUCUCAGAAACAGGCCCAGUGUGACAAAAGGAUAGCUUAAGCAAUUACAUAUCGUCUAUAGGUUCACCUGUAAACAAGGGAAUUGUGAAGUCCUCCUCUCCACCUAUAUCGGCAUGACUAUGGUCAAGCUGUCCAGGCGAAAAGGAGAAACAUCUGAGAGAACACAAGUCACAGCUAACAAGAAAUGUAUGAGAAGAAAACCCAUAAAUCAUCACAGCCUACCCGACGACAAACGCCUUGCUACCCUAGAAGCGUUGUACAUCAAGGAAGAUCAGCCGAGGCUCAGCAUCCAAUCAGAAGUCUUUGAUGUUUUGCCUAGAAUGAGAACAGCGAUGUCGCGAAAUUUUCCGACCUUUUAAGACUCGCCGAAAUGUGGCUUGUGUGAGACUCAUUUCUUCUAGCUGCCUACCAGGCGCACGACCCCAUACCUACAGAGCGACGCUCAGUAUUUCCGACUCUUCAUCUCUCUCUCUCUCUCUCUCUCUCUCUCUCUCUCUCUC
Messenger RNA from Scylla paramamosain (green mud crab), 2574 nucleotides. RefSeq names its product ornithine decarboxylase-like. NCBI's taxonomy places the organism in Eukaryota, Metazoa, Arthropoda, Malacostraca, Decapoda, Portunidae. The transcript has 10 exons. Gene Ontology annotation, molecular function: ornithine decarboxylase activity. Gene Ontology annotation, cellular component: cytoplasm. The coding region runs from base 245 to 1513 and encodes 422 amino acids. The record is from RefSeq and is a predicted model, not a curated record.